Molecule: messenger RNA, 234 nt
Organism: Enterobius vermicularis (human pinworm)
Lineage: Eukaryota; Metazoa; Nematoda; Chromadorea; Rhabditida; Oxyuridae
Source: the annotation of a GenBank genome assembly
AUGUCAAGUGUUGGCGAUUUGGGCAGUGGAGCAGGAAAGGGAGGUGGUGCAGGAGGUGCAGUCCGUGAGGGUGGUGGAGCUUUGGGAAGAUCUGGAGCAGCAAAAGAGGAGCAGUAUUUUCAUGAGCAAAAUGAAAAACAGUUAAAAGAACUUGGCAAAAAAGUUGAGCAGCAAACUGCAAAAGACGUUUUAAAACAGCUGGGUGAUUAUGACGCUGUUAGCAAGCAGGAAUGA